ACACGGGUGACUUUGGAUAAAAGGAAGUCAGACAUCAGGCGCGCAUUCGGAGAUGAGACCUCAUAGAGGACACAGCGCACCCGAGAUUUCUUGGAUUCUUGUUCAGCACAUCGAAUUUCUUCAAAUCAGUUAACAUACGCGGCCAUUUUUAGUAAAACAACGCGUUAUUUGUCGUUCUGUAAUUAUUGUAAUACUCGUCAUUUAUUAGAGAACAUACCAUACCUUAUUUUUUUCUUGCAUACCAACUGGACUAAAAUGAAUAAAAUCAUGCUGCUCAAAAUCCAGGUGACUGGCAUGUGCCAUAUUUUGAUUUCUUUAACUCGAGACCGCUCGACUACCUGUAGGAUUGCAUAAGAGCGUAAGGGAGCUGAAGCCCGGGAGGAGGUAAUGCGCAUCUGUAUAAUGUGACAGUAGUCGGUUUCUUAGACUCACUCGAACGGUCGUCUCUGUGGAUAUUGCUUUUGUGAACCUUUAUACCCGUUACACCUGACUAAGACUGUGAACCUUUAUACCCGUUACACCUGACUAAGACAAGCUGAUGGAACCACCGUAUCUCAAGGAGAGACGACACCACGUUGUUUUCGAAGAGGCGUUGAUGCUCUCCAUUUAUCCUUCAAAUCCAGCUGAAGAUGUGGGGACAGUUUCGGCUAGCUACAUUUGAAUGCAAAUACUUGAAUGUGUAACAUUCAUGUACCAUUCGUGACUGAAUUCGUGGGAUCCUAUACAGCAAUAGUUAACGAACCUGAUGCAAAGCAGUCUGCAAUCUGCCGGAUGAUCGUUUUUGCAUGAGUGUGCAGAGUGACUAAUCGUACCUGGAUUGAAAAAAAACAGACGAUGAGGGUGAAUCAAACAACAGUUUGCUUUGAGCUUCCAACGAGCGCUCUGUAGUAAAGUUGCAGUGGCCGAACUACAGCGGUGCUAUAUGAAGAUCAGGAUCCAAAGGCUGGUUUGCCGUCGCAGAAAUGCCCGUUCGUGCCGUGACUUCCAGGUUUAUGUACAGGGGACUUUGCUCAAUUCCAGAUCUCCUCUCUUACCGGACUCCCAUCAGCCUCCCAGAGGAUGAAGUGGAGGAGAUCCGCGAAGCCUUUAAGGUGUUCGACCGUGAUGGGAAUGGAUUCAUAUCUAAACAGGAGCUGGGAAUUGCCAUGCGGUCUCUUGGUUACAUGCCAAACGAGGUGGAGCUGGAAGUGAUCAUUCAAAGACUGGACACGGAUGGUGACGGUCAAGUUGAUUUCGAGGAGUUUGUAACACUUCUCGGACCAAAACUGUCUUCUGCUGGUAUGCCUGAUAGGUUCCAUGGAGCCGAGUUUGACUCCAUUUUCUGGAAGUGUGACAUGCAAAAGCUGACUGUGGAUGAUCUGAAGAGACUCUUGUACGAUACGUUCUGUGACCAUUUGACAAUGAAAGACAUCGAGAACAUUAUCAUGACAGAGGAGAGUCACUUAAACAGCCCCGAGUGCCAAGUAGAUAUUGACACAAGCCCCAUGCAACAAGUCAAGCACACGUGUGUGCGCAAAAGCUUGAUUUGUGCCUUUGCUAUCGCAUUUAUCAUCAGCGUCAUGCUCAUCGCAGCCAAUCAGAUGCUUCGAAGAGGGAUGAAGUGAUCACUUCUGUUUCUAACACAACAAAUGACUGGCAACGGGUAAAAAUGCAAAAAAAACCACUAAAUUCAGUUUCUAAUGAUCCCAGUUUAAAAAUAACACCAAAGGCUGCAUUCUCAUUUCACUAUAAACUGAAGGUAAAAUCAGACUGUUCUUAGCAGGCGGAAGAACAAUGUCCCAAAAGCCCAAAACUAUUUAAUUCAAAUGUAAUUUUUGUGUAGAAAUAAAUCAAGAGCAACACUGAUAAUUAUCAUUGUGCUGUAUAAUAUUAAAUGUUUCCUAUCAGGUCAUGUUACCGUGUAGUAAUAAAAUGCAUCUGUUAUAACACCGAACAUAAUACAAAGUAUUGUAUUGUAUGGCUGUAAUCUUAUAUCCAUAUUUGUAUGAAUGCCAUGUCAGGGCAUUUGUGUGACAUUGACUAAGGUAUGUCCCCAUUUGUUUGUAAUGUUUAAUGUCAUCUGAUCAUGUACUAUACAUAGUUUUCUAGACAUAGUUUUACCAUAGUCCCAAACAGAAACGAAUAGUAACAAUGAUUAGUUGAAAUGGUUAAACAAAUUUGCCUAUGACUAAGUCAUCAGCAGAUUUUACACUCUUAAAAAUGAAUGUGCUUAAAAUGUUCUUCACAGAGAUGCCAUAGAAGAACCAUUUUUGGUUUCACAAAAAACUAUUCAGUCAAAGAACCAUCUCUUUCUUUUAUAAUCUCAAGAACCUUUUUUCACCACAAAGAACCUUUUGUGAAACAGAAAGGUUCUUCAGAUGUUAAACGUUUUUUAUGGAACCAACUAGACAAAAAAGGUUCUCAUAUGGCAUCGUGAAGCACCUUUAUUUUUAAGAGUGUAGGAUGAGUAAAACCAAAUGUAAUGUGAAAAUGUAAAUGAAUGUAUUAGAAAUUUACUGAUUCACUAAUAGAAACUAAUGGAAAAUAUAAGAUAUAUAAUUGGUGACAAUCCAAAGUGUUAUGCCGGGGUCACACUAGAUUUUGAGCAUGAGAAAAUUGUUCGGAAGGUUCUGCUAAAAUGGGCGGGAGCAAUUUCCUUCAUCUUUUAAAUUUUUUAAAUUACGAAGCGAAAUGCAAAAUAUCUAUGUCUGACGCAUUCGCAUGCGUAUGAAUGGAACUCAAUGGAGCGAAAAGUCUAGUGUGACCGCAGGUUUAAUGAAUCUUACCUGUGCAAUGAGAGUUUAACUUGCAAAAAGUAUUCUUCCAGUCUUAACUCUCAGGAUUAUGACAGAUCUGUCAUUUGUGUACUGGUUGUGUGCAAAAAAAGCAUCGUCACGUAUGAAUAUUACAAGAUAUUCGUACUAUAUGUGCCAAGUGAGACUAAAUGUUUGUGUGAAGAUAUACUGCAAAAUAACUGUGUUCUUACGUAAUGACAUAUUUGCAUGAAAUGUUUCCUAGCGUUUUGACAACAUCAAUGUUGUUAAUGAAUAAUCCGUCUGUAUUAAUAUUAUCAUCAUUUAACAGCUUGUGGUUUUCACUGUACUGGGGUGAUCUGUAUGGUAUGGUUGUGAUCUGUGUAGUAUCAAAUUCUUUAUUUGUUUUCAAAUUAUGUCAUUUAACAUCUAAAGACUGAGUUUUAAACUUUUCCAGCAUAACACACAGGGAAUGAACCAGUGAACAUGAGCAAAAGAAAGGGUCUUCAGCAUUCUUCAAAGUAACUUUAUAGCUUUAAGUUUGGUGCGAGCUAACGGUAACAAGCAAUAUUGGGCUUAUGCAUACUGUGAAAUGUAUGCAUCCAGCGUCUAUCUGUAAUUUAUGCAUCUGUCAGCAAUCUCAGUGCCUAAACAAUAUGUUGGUAUUGUUCUGUGUCUCUAUGGUCAGGAUUUCAAAGUCUGUGCACUUUCUUAGUAGAUAACACGGAAGUGUUUGUGCAAUAUCAUUAAUGAUGCAUAACUAGUAAGUUGUGUUCAUUAACAUUUCUAUAUCAUUUGAAAAGGUAUAACUAAGCACUAACCAUAACUUUAGAUCGUUCUGCAUCUGCAUAAGAUGACUGUAAUGGCAGGAGAUCUGCAUUUGUAUAGGGAGGGUGAAAAUAAGUAAAGUAAAAUAAACCAAAAUGCAACUUAAAGUGAUAGUUCACCCAAAAAUAAAAAUUCUGUCAUCAUUUGUUCACCCUCUUGUCUUUUCAAACCCGUAUGACUUUCUUCCGCAGAACACAAAAUAAGAUAUUUUGAAGAACGUUGGUAACCGAACAGCACUGGUCCCCAUUCACUUCUACUGUAUGGACACAAAACCAAUGCAAGUGAAUGGGGGCCAGUUAACAACAUUAUUCAAAAUAUCUUCUUUGCUGUUCUGCAGAAGAAAGCAACUCAUAAAGGUUUGAAAUGACAAAAGGGUGAGUAAUGAUGACAGAAUUUUUUGAUGUCUACACGGGGUAGUCAACUAACUCAAGGCAUCUAUGAAAUUGUUCUAGCUGUUCAUAGUACACACGGAACAGACCAGUGAAGUAAUAAUGACAUGAGAGAGCCUGUCUGAAAAAUAUACCAGAAUUGUAAGGAUAUGUUAUUUCGUUGCAGUUGCAUGUCUUUGUAAAUUUCUGACAUGUUGGCUUUCGAUCCCAAAAUAUGCAAUUGAUUCUUAUUUGACGACAAUUUACUGUGAUUUAAAGUUACGAUAUACACACAAAU
Molecule: messenger RNA, 4226 nt
Organism: Triplophysa rosa
Lineage: Eukaryota; Metazoa; Chordata; Actinopteri; Cypriniformes; Nemacheilidae
Gene: cabp7b
Product: calcium binding protein 7b
Exons: 5
Coding region: 963-1604 (213 amino acids)
Molecular function (GO): calcium ion binding
Source: RefSeq, a predicted model, not a curated record